AUGGCCCUGAAAACCGGUGAGCCUCUGUCCAGUGCUGCUCAGAAGCUGAUGCAGCUUGAGGACAAGUACUCUGUGGGCGGUUUUGCACCCACGCCAGGAUUCCUUGUGUCAGGAAAAGGCUCUACGCUUAUGGAUGUCGAUGGCAAAGAAAUCAUUGACUUUGUCACGAUGUUCAGCGCAACCAACAUUGGACAUGGCCACCUAAAAUUGAUUGAGGCUGUUGUUGAUUGCAUGCGGAACGCUACUCUGAUCAAUAUGUCUACUUAUUUUGCUGGAUGGCUAGAGCUAGCUAAAGAGCUUUGCGAGCGAUUCGGCUACGAUAAAGUCACUGCUAUGGUUUCUGGCGCUGAGGCAGCUGACACUGCUUGCAAGAUUGCUCGCAAGUGGGGGAUAACGCACAGGAAGAUCCCAGCGGAAGAAGUCAUUGUUCUUGGAACCUCGGACAACUACCAUGGCCUAACCUCGGGCAUCUGGCCCAUCAUGAAUCCAGGCAAUCAGGCAGGCUACGAUGCCUUCAACAAGAACUUGACUGACCGUCACCCCCGAACGGGUGAACUGCUUCGCUACGGAUAUGUUGAAGACUUUGAUGCUGUCUUUAGCGAGUUUCACGGCCGUAUUGCCGGUGUGAUUAUGGAGUGUAUCCAUGGAAAGCUCCCAACAUUUCAAGAGGAGAUUGACUUUGCCAUUGGAGUUCGCCAGUUGUGCAAAAGAUACAACAUCCUCUUCAUCUCUAAUGAGAUCCGAAUGGGCUCCGGAAAGACCGGCAAGUUUCUCUGCAGUGACUGGCUCGGUCUAGAGAACAAGCCCGACAUGAUUACACUCGGCAAGUCUAUCACUGGGGGAGCGUUUCCGGCGUCGUACGUUCUGGGUUACAACGAAGCUAUGUCGUUGGUCGGUUCAUUCCAAACUGGCGGCACAUUCACCAUGGCCCCUGCAGCGGUAGCAGCAACUAUGGCAGCACUGAAGAUCUACGACGAAGAAAAGCUGACCGAGAAGGCUUUGAUCAUUGAAGACAAGUGGAAGAAGGCCACCAGCCAGUGGAAUUACCCUUGGGUCAAGUACGUCACCUCCCGGGGUGCUGACAUGAGCAUCGCAAUGGAGCCGAAAUACGGCACGGUAACACCUCGCCGAAUCGCCCGACUUGCGUGGCAGAAAGGGUUGUUUAUCUACCCAACCAAGGCAGCCAUUCGUGUCCAUAUCGCACUGACCAUUACGGAUGAGGAGCUGGAGAAGGGACUGAAGAUCUUGACAACGGUUAUGGAUGAGAUUGAAUCAUACGGAGACAUUCCAGGAUCCACUCACCCGUCUGAUGACGACAAGCAUGGGGGGUAUUGA
This is a messenger RNA of Colletotrichum gloeosporioides, 1335 nucleotides long. Its product is annotated as Ornithine aminotransferase car2. The transcript has 5 exons. Gene Ontology annotation, molecular function: L-ornithine transaminase activity; identical protein binding; pyridoxal phosphate binding. Gene Ontology annotation, cellular component: cytoplasm. The record is from RefSeq and is a predicted model, not a curated record. The coding region runs from base 1 to 1335 and encodes 444 amino acids. NCBI's taxonomy places the organism in Eukaryota, Fungi, Ascomycota, Sordariomycetes, Glomerellales, Glomerellaceae.